Molecule: messenger RNA, 513 nt
Organism: Seminavis robusta
Lineage: Eukaryota; Bacillariophyta; Bacillariophyceae; Naviculales; Naviculaceae
Source: the annotation of a GenBank genome assembly
AUGAGCUCUGACGAAAGCAAGCCCAAGGAACAAGAAGAGGCUGCUCCUGCUAGUAGUAGUAGUUUCACCAUGCCCGAUUUGAGCGGCGUCGACGUCAGUGGUGCCCAAUCGAACAUCCGUCAAGGGAUUCAUCAAGGCUGCAAGUGGACCGUCAAUGGCAUUAAUGGCAUGUUGGGACAACUCCAAGUGGCGACCAAGAGCGUCCAAGAACCCGUCAGUGGCGUCAUGUCGGAAUGCGAAAAAUACGGCACCCAAGCCGCCACCCACUGUCGAGUCGCCUACGAACGUCGUCACGAAUUCGCACCCUACUACGUCGCCGGUGCUGCGAUUGGUGUGGGAGGCAUUACGGCCUUGCGAAGAGGACGUCUUCCUGCCGUCGCAUUGGGAGGUUUGGCCGGAGUCGGAACCUACUUGGCACUCUACGAACCGCUCUUUGAAACACCCACCAUCGAAUGGCCCUUUUCUAAUUUGACGGGAAAUCUUGGUCUUGGUGGUGGCAACAAAAAGGAGUAG